Molecule: messenger RNA, 1449 nt
Organism: Ambispora gerdemannii
Lineage: Eukaryota; Fungi; Glomeromycota; Glomeromycetes; Archaeosporales; Ambisporaceae
Source: the annotation of a GenBank genome assembly
AUGACGGGAAGACGCGGAAAUCAACAAACUCCGGCUCGUCGUGGUGCACAACAACGUCAAGGUCUAGGAGACGGUCCACCUUCACAAAUUCGCGGAAGAGGAAAUCGAAUAUGGCGAGGAGGUGGUCAAACCCGUGGGAAUACGCAAGUACACAACAAUCAUACUGGAGGAUCUGCGACAUCUUCAAUUCCAAAGAGUAUUUCCUCAACAAAUCCCUCAUGGCCACGAGCUAGUGGUGGUAAUAUUUCCUUGACUCGGGGUGGUGCAAAUAAUGUUCGUAGACCAUAUAAUAUGACUUGGAGGGGAAACGCUGGUAGUCGUGGAAGAAGAGAGCGAGACAUACUUGCACAAGACGAAGAAAUGCUUGCACAAGACGAAGAAAUGCAACUAUAUGAGGAUGCUGAAAUGAAAGAUUCUUCUGCAAAUGAACACAGUCAAAAAACCAACGGAACAAAAUCUGGUGCGAAUAUGACGAGGUCUAAAGACGUAGUUCACAAUAAAUUAUUUGGAGAAGGUGAUACAGGCGAAGUAACGAAUUUGGGAAAAUCACCAGAUCCGAAUGUUCCUGAAAGUGAUGUGGUUAUGGAGUUUUUGGAGAAAUUUCAUAGGGAAUAUAAUCAUACAUGUGCACGUUGUCGGGCUGCUGAUUUUUUCUACACAGAUCCACUUCCACUUCAAUUAGAUCGUAAAAUUAUAUUUGAAAAAAGCGCAAAAAACCAAGCAGAUAGACCGAUGGAGUAUUUAAAUAACAAUAAUAAUCAGCAAACGCCUCAAGCAAUGCCGCAUUUCUUUGGCCAUAUAGAAAAGUCUAAAGAAACGACGAUAACAUUUGGACUGAUUCCACCACCAAAUGUUGCGGUUUUACAAGAUACCCCAAAUGAUUUUCAUAGUAAAAUACCAUCGACAUUUUUUGAUGAUUUACCAAACUCGCAGACACCCAAACUUCCAACACCACGUUCUUUAUUUAAUUUUCCACCACCAUUACUACCACAAAUCUCUGGAACACCACAAGAAAAUCUCUUGGUAAUUCCAUCACCCUCCGGAAGACCACAAGAAAAACCCGAAAAAGCUUUAAGUUUUGAACUCGAUGAAGGAAAAGGAAAAAGGUGUUUACCGAUUGAUUCUGAGUCUGAGAGUAAAAAGAAAAGAUGUCUAUCACCGGAAUCAGUUGAUGGAAAUGUCAAAAGUAAAAAGAAAUUGUCUGAAGAUUUGGACUCGAAAGAAGAAGAAAAAACCAGAGGAAAAGAAAAGGUUGCAACGGUUGCUUCAGCAAAGUUGACUCCGUCAAAAAAGAAAGAAGUGAAAAAGAUACAAAUCAAACUGAAAAAACGGAGUCGCCCAUGGCAAGAGAUUAAAGUUGAUCACGAUUGGCAUAACAGCAACUUCAAAUUACGGUAUUUACUUUUCGCCUGCUACUAUCAGAUUUUCAUGUUUUCAAUUUCGCGUUAA